This is a messenger RNA of Empidonax traillii (willow flycatcher), 509 nucleotides long. RefSeq names its product class II histocompatibility antigen, B-L beta chain-like. Lineage: Eukaryota; Metazoa; Chordata; Aves; Passeriformes; Tyrannidae. Gene Ontology annotation, biological process: antigen processing and presentation of exogenous peptide antigen via MHC class II; peptide antigen assembly with MHC class II protein complex; positive regulation of T cell activation. The annotation marks the transcript as partial. Gene Ontology annotation, molecular function: MHC class II protein complex binding. The transcript is spliced from 2 exons. Gene Ontology annotation, cellular component: MHC class II protein complex; membrane. The record is from RefSeq and is a predicted model, not a curated record.
GAGUGUUCCUGGAGUUGUCCACGAGUGAGUGUCACUUCAUCAACGGCACCGACCGCGUCAGGUUCGUGGAGAGAUCCAUCUACAACCGGCAGCAGUACGUCCACUUCGACAGCGAUGUGGGGGUCUUAGUGGGGGACACCCCACAUGGGGAGGAGAUUGCCAGGAUCUGGAACAGCAACUCGAACUGGCUGGAGGAGACGAGAGCUCAGGCGAACAUGUUCUGUUGGCCCAACUACAAAUUAUCGAAACGCUUCCUGGUGAACCGCAGAGUGCCCCCCAGCGUGUCCAUCUCACUGGUGCCGUCGAGCUCCCAGCCCGGUCCUGGCCGCCUGCUCUGCUCCGUGAUGGAUUUCUACCCUGCGCCGGUGCAGGUGAGGUGGUUCCAGGAUGGGCAGGAGCUGCCGGAGCACGUGGUGGCCACCGACGUGGUCCCCAACGGGGACUGGACCUACCAGGUGCUGGUGAUGCUGGAAAUGCCCCCCCGGCGCGGGGUCACCUACACCUGCCAG